This is a messenger RNA of Contarinia nasturtii (swede midge), 2327 nucleotides long. RefSeq names its product stress response protein nst1-like. The transcript is spliced from 5 exons. The record is from RefSeq and is a predicted model, not a curated record. Lineage: Eukaryota; Metazoa; Arthropoda; Insecta; Diptera; Cecidomyiidae. Bases 1072 to 2178 code for a protein of 368 amino acids.
UUGUCUUUUUAUUAUGCGGUUAUCCUGAAUCAAGCAAAUGGCUUACUUGUAAAUGCAUAAAUGUUUCUGGUAUUUUGGACACAUUUCAAUUCAGUUUGAAAACACAAUGAAUGGGAAAAUUCACUGGCAUAUGAAAUUGUUUUUUACGCAUCUAUUUUAUUGUACAGUACGAUCACGAAUGUAUAUCUACAAAACAAUCCAACAAUUUCAGUAAAUAUUUGAGGUGUAGAUUGAUCACAUUUAUUAAUUUUAGAAACAAUAUUUUUGUUAUACGUUUUAUGACACUUGGAACAAUCCGAGCUGAUACAGGUUAUAUUCACUCGAUGUGAAAAAAAAAUGAGACGAAACAUUGAAAACUACAUUUUUUUGGAUUUGAUUUUAAAUCAUUUUUUUAAAAGAAAUAGGUAAAAUGGUAAUAGUCCAUUCGACUCUAUGAGUCAAUAAAAACUCAGGACAGUAGAGAAAAACUCUCGAUUAGACACUUAAAUUUUAUCAUAAAAUCCUUUGUCCUCACAAAAAUAAGGUGUUGAUAUGGCUUUGCGUUCGUACUGUCAUUUCAUUAAUUGAACAAUAUUUUACUUUACAAAGAUGUGCUUAAUUUAUUUUAUUUUGAAAUCGCGUCUUUACAAAAAAAAGAUAUAAAUUGAAAGUGUCUGAUUAAAUAACAUGUAAUAUUUAUGCAAUUGCAAUGUUGAUACAAGCCAAAAUUCAACUACAAACAACGAUAUCAACGUUCUUCAAUCAACUGUAUCAACGUUUGGCGAUCAAAUCACCAGGAAAAUGGACACAUUCAAAGAUGCUUUGCGGAUGGAUUCGUAUUAAUUUGGUAUUUGCUAUCAAUGAAAUAUCUUUAUAGCUCCAAAAUAAAAUCGAUCGUUUUUGGCUACAUUGUGCAAACAAUGAGAAAUAUUUGGGCCUCACUAAACAUAUAAAGAAAGUGAAUGGAUAUCGUUACUGCCCUCAAAUUCAUCAUCAUUCUUCAAACAACGAAAUAAUAUCUGCAAUCAAUUUAUUCGCUCUGUUUGGUGAAACCAUCAAAAGUUUCCAAGAGUUUGAUAGCAUAGAAUAGAAAUGUUAGAUAGAUCUUCGUUAUUCUUCCAGAAACUGAAAACUAAUAACAAAAUCUCCUUCAUUCAUUUUUUUAGAAAGCGGUUAAUCACAGGAAAGUGGUGUCGGGGUCGAUUAAGAGAACCACAACCAUCAACAUCAACCGCACCAAGAUCAACGUCUCAACAAAAUCAAACCAGAAAACUUCCAAACUACCGCAAAAGGGCCAGAUCAUCAUCAACUUCAUCAUCGGCGACAUCGUCAUCAUCAUCAACGGCUGACGGAAACCGGAAUAAACCAUAUUUUCUCGAUCCAGCCAGAGAACAAGAGAGAAGGGAGAGAAUCGAGAAAAUCGACCACACUAGUGGAUCUAAAGGAGAAACGGUUCAAAUCAAACGCGAAAAUGUUCCAGAAGUCAAACGUGAAAAUGGACGAGAUAAAUUACGUGAAAAAGAUCGAGUAAGAAGACGUGCAAGUGAUCAGAGAAAGAGGAAGGAAAAUGGCAGAGAUGGCAGCACCAAAAGAGCGGAACGCAUGAUUGCUCGAGAAAAUAUUAAAGUAGAAAAUGAGCAUGAAACUCGGCGUGAGAGGACCGAUGAAAAUGGUAAAGAUCAACCACGAUCGGAAAAGCUGCAUAGGCGAUAUCUAAAAUAUAAAGAAAAGAAGAAGAAUGAGGCUGAAAGAAAGAUGAGACGAAAAGAAGUAAGAAAAAACAAAAAGAAGAUUGCUCAAGCAAAUCGGCCAGUAGAUGUACCCACCAUGCGAGAACCAACUCAAGAAGUAAUGCGUGAACCGCCAGCUAGAGAACGCGCUCGGGAACCUGCACAUCAACCACAAAUCAUAAUUGUUCCAGUACCACAAAUGCCAAAUUACAUGCCACAACCUCACAUGCCUUAUUUCUAUCCUCCAAGUGGAUUUCGUCCACCAUUUGCACCGCCAAUGGCUCAUACAGGCUAUUAUGGACCUAUGCCAAGAAUGCGGCUUCCGAUGAGACCAAUACGCCCGUUUCGUGUACGAGCACCACGGCCGUCAUUUGAACGAUCACCAAGGCCGUCAUUUGAAAGAGCACCAAGGUUCCCAUUCGAACGAGCGCCGAGACCGUCAUUCCAACGACCACCAAGAUCAGCUUAAUUUUAUCCAAUUUUACCCCAAUACAUUGAAUAGAAUAAUGUAUUUUAGAAAUAAAUGUUAUCUAAUGCUAAUUGUAAAUCAUUUCUCACACAUUUUGAGAAAAAUAUCAUUCAAUUUAAAAAAUAUAUUUGAAUAUUUUAUUUUAAAAA